Messenger RNA from Cyprinus carpio (common carp), 1964 nucleotides. It is a transcript of the gene smpd2a, whose product is annotated as sphingomyelin phosphodiesterase 2a. Gene Ontology annotation, molecular function: sphingomyelin phosphodiesterase activity. The record is from RefSeq and is a predicted model, not a curated record. Gene Ontology annotation, cellular component: cytoplasm. Lineage: Eukaryota; Metazoa; Chordata; Actinopteri; Cypriniformes; Cyprinidae.
GCUGUGUAAUGUUGGGUGAUACAGUGAAUACAGUGGAGGUCAUUUAACGGGACGAUGAUGAUUAUCGAUCAGUCAGUGAGAGAAUCCCGUCAUGCGCUCAGAAAGAGCGCGAGCGGAGCGCACGCGGAGCAUCGAUUUGAGCCCCAGUCCCAUGCAGUUUGAAGCUCCGCCUCCAGAGCCAGCGGACUUUAAAGCGCUCGCCGCUCUCUGACUGACUGAGUGCCUGAAGCCCGAGCUGCGCCGCACCAUGGCAACAGAGCGGCCCUCCAGACUGCGCGUCUUCUCUCUCAACUGCUGGGGAAUUCGAUUCUUCAGUCAACUCUGUACACAGCGGUAUGAGAUGAUCGGAGAAUUACUGUGCCAAGAGCAGCACGACAUCGCCCUGUUACAGGAAGUAUGGAGUGAAAGAGAUUUCCUUUUCCUGAAGAGAAAGCUGUCCUCCUCUCAUCCUUAUACGCACUAUUUCAAGAGUGGAGUGAUUGGCAGUGGGCUUGCUGUGUUCUCCAGACACAGGAUCCAGGACGCUCUGCUCUACCAGUACUCUCUCAACGGCUACCCAUAUAUGCUGCGCCAUGGCGACUGGUUUGGAGGCAAAGCAGUCGGGUUGGUCAUUGUAGACGUUUCUGGAUUAAAGGCGCACGUCUAUGUUACUCAUUUACAUGCAGAGUACUCCAGGGCUCAAGAUGAAUACCUGUCCCACAGAACAGUGCAGUCAUGGGAACUGCUGCAGUUCGUGCGCCACACGUCCUGUGGAGCAGAUCUGGUGGUUCUGGGAGGGGAUCUGAACAUGCAUCCUCAGGACUUGGGAAACCGUCUCCUCAGAUCCCACACUGGGCUCAGAGACUGCUACACUGAAACAGACACGUUUGAUGGCUGUGAAGAUGGUCACACACUAAUAGCAGACAAUCACUUCACAAAGAAGCAAGAUCUUGUUCCUUUUGAGAAGGGCAUCAGAAUUGACUACAUUCUCAUGAAGGGCUCUCAGAGAGUGACCAUGAAAUGUGAGUCUCUUUCUACCACCAAGGGGCCAGUGGCUGACAAACCCUUUCCAUAUUCUGACCAUGAGGCUCUGACUGCUGAAUUUGCCCUGCUGCACUCAGAGGACAGCAGACAGCGUGGAUCGAGCGACACGCUGGCUGUAUCAGAGCAGAUGGAGGUGGUGGCAGAGGCGCGUGCGCUGGUGAAGGAAGGCCUGUGUCAGACCGAGGCCCUGCGGGACAAAGCCAUGCAUCUGAUGUUCGGUGCUCUGCUGUUACUGCUGCUGCCGCUGGCUAUGGCCUUCCUGCCCUGCUCCUGCUCCUGCUCCUUCAGCACGCUGGGGCUUCUGGGAGCCGUUUGCAUGGUCCUGCUCCUCUCUGGAGCUCUGCUCUACCUGCUCUUCACCACACACAUCAAAGUCCUGAAAGAGACUGAAGACCAGAUGAUGCUGACCUCUAAUGACCUCCAGACUAAACUGACAGGAUGUCAGCUGUCUGGAUCUUCAUCCUUGGAUGGUUCUCCAGAGAUCCAGCCGCUGAGUCCUUUUAAACGGGAGGAGUAAGGUUGGAUCGGGAUCAGGUUACUGUACCUCAGUGUUACAUUAUAGCUGUUAAGAUAUAACGUGAAGAGCUGAUCCGAGAUCAGUGCUCUGAGGCUAUACCUACCUCAGCUCAGUGAAUAGACAGAUUGAUCAUCACAGAGCUGCUGCUCUUUGCAUUUUAACGAACUGAAAAUCUUGAAGGCUGGAAUGGAAAGCCCUGUUUGUUUCCGUGAGGGCGAGUUAUUUAAUUCUGUGCUUGUCUAUGCGUAAGACACUCCGAACAGUGUGCGUUCUGAUAUUUUAAUGUAACUCAAAAGAGACUUAAGUCAAUUUUUGUUUAACUGUUUGUUGUUGAGGUAUUACUAGACCACAUUUUAGGCAUUAUAAACUCUGUUUGAAUGUCAUUUCAUCAUAAUCAUGAAUAAAUAAAUCACUAUUCUGAAGC